AUGAAGCAGGAGAAUCAGAAAAAGCGUAAGAGGAAUACAAGCCAGGAAGGACGUGGAAAAGCAAAGUGGGUACAGAAGAAGCAGCAGAAGCAGCAUGAGAAUGUCAAAAUUGUCAAUAGUAGAGUUGGAUCCAAUACAGCCAAGUUGAUGUGGAAAGAAGGUGCUGCUGGUGGUAAUGUAUCGUGUUCCAUGCUUCACGUCAAGAAAGAUGCUGACAUGUUGACUGGACUCUAUUGGAUCUUGCUUACUCGCACUAGAUUACACCCGUGUAUCGUUACUCUACCUUCUCGUUACGAGACAUCUCCAGCUCAAUUGUCAGUAAUGCUCAAACAUCUUGGAUUACAAGCAGUGGCACUGCAUCAUAAGAUGACAACCAUUCAGCGAACUGAAACGGUGCAGAGAUUGAAGGAUUUUGUAUCAACGUCGCAUAUGAUGGUGCUUGUGACUACAGAUCAUUUGCUGCCAAGUGCUGUGUAUAUUAAUGCUGAUGUGGUACUGGUUGGGGAUGUGAAUACUGCGGCGACGGAAGUAGCGAUGGCGAAAUUUGCUCAUGUGUAUCAGGUGACAACUGCCGCUAUUAGGAUUGAAGAAAAGCUGCAGAAGUCGAGUAGGUAUCACCCUGAUUUGACGACAUCAUGCUUACAGCAACUGCAAGCGAGGAUGAAGCUAGUGAGGCAGAUCAUGGACAUUGCGCAACGUGUUGGCAAGACUAAAGCUGCUGCCCAGAAUGACGAGAACAAGUGGGCUUGGAAACUGGCGAAAGAAGCCGAUCUAGACGAUGAUGAAGAUGACAAAGGCCAGAGGAAAAAGUGUAAACGUAUAUUGACCCCGGACGAGCAAAGACUGCAGGCAUUAGUAGCAAAACUUUACGUGGUGCUCGCGCGCAAGCUACCGGGAAUUGAAGCAAAUACCAUUAGCGCGUCAUUUGUCAGAGACCAGGGGGCUGAUAGUCAGCACCGUUGCGAGAAACUACAAGUGCUUGGUCUUGUCACGAUGAAUGCAGCCAUGGGAACGGUCAUGACGAAUGAACGCACAUCUGCUCAGACUCGAUGGAUGGAUUUUGCAGAGGGUAGAGCUUACGGUGGUCAGUGGGACGGACCUGUGCGCCAUGGUGCAUCGAAGGACAAUGCUUCACUUGCACUUCGUGAAAGAUUUUGUGCUGCUAGAGGCAAGGCGAAAGACUUGAGCUAUUUGAGCAAAUGGGCGCCAAAUCAAGGGCCUGUCGACGCUGAAAAAUGGGGUGGCAUGUUCGGCAAGGUAUGCGGACACAACGAAGUAGUAAUGAACGAUCUGCGAGCCUUUUAUCCGCAGGAGGUCUUAAACUCAAAGGUGUGCAGCAGAAUCUUCCCAGCUCCAGGAAACAAAGGCUUUGACGGCUGUCUAGAGCACUUGCGGUUUGCCUGCAUGACUCAAAACAUGAGCAUGACUCUAUGGGACGCCGAGCUCUUCAUUUUUAUCUCGACGCGCGGGCGCGUCACAUGGUCAAAGAAGAGUCAACUGCUUGCGCUCUCACUGGCGAGUCUGCAGUGUCUCGUUCCCGCUCUUCGCAGCUGGACAGCGGCAUGUGGUGGUCACAUGCCACCGAAUGCAGUCCUUCGUGCAAUCCAACUUUGUAGUCAACUUGGCUGCGGCGACAAACGUGGGAAGCUGCCCCCUAAGUCGAUCAAGCGCAUCAUGAGCUUUGUGUUUGGUGGAUCAGCUCGAAUAUGGCGUCAAAUUGCGAAAGCCCCGACACCGCUCAAAGCUGACAUUGUGUAUGGUUCCCAGUAG
Molecule: messenger RNA, 1770 nt
Organism: Peronospora belbahrii
Lineage: Eukaryota; Oomycota; Peronosporomycetes; Peronosporales; Peronosporaceae
Source: the annotation of a GenBank genome assembly